UGUCACGACAUGUGCGUUGCUCACUCCCAUUGCCCGUUUCCUCCGCCUGGAGUCUCCGACGAUCCCUGCUCACCGCCGGCGAUCAACUGCAACAACGGUGAAUGUCGAUAAACGACGAGAAAGUGAAGUUGCCAAUCAAUGCUAAUCCUAUAGUUGUGCAUGAGCCGAGGUUCAGUCAAGGAGGUCAGGCUGAUUACUACUCUUUUGCGAGGGACACAAUGCAAAAUGGAACGGCUGAGGCAACUAUCUACAACUCCAAGAAACUUGAGGAUGUUGUGCAUGAAAUGGGUCUAAAAAUUAAACAACACGAAGAGAAUAUCAAAUUCCUGAAGACUCAAAAGAAUGGGUUGGAUAAUUCGAUCUUAGAUAUGCAAGUCGCUCUUGGCAAGUAUCAGACAGAGAGUGAAUCUGGUCCUGAAAAUGAGGAACUUUCCCAUGUAUUGAGUGAGCAGGAGACAAUUGAACAAAUCUUAAGAUAUGAGAAAUCUGCAGCUGGCAUCUGGUGCCAACUAAAAACUCGUCAUGGAACUCAAGCUUCUCAUCUUCCUUUGACGAAGGAUGUUCUGGGAAUUGUUGCUAUGCUUGGGAAAGUUGAUGAUGACAAUCUUAGCAGGCUUCUCUCAGAUUAUUUGGGACUUGAGACUAUGCUAGCAAUCGUGUGCAAGACAUAUGAUGGUAUCAAAGCACUGGAAACAUACAAUAAGGAAGGCUAUAUAAACAAGACUUCUGGUCUUCAUGGACUUGGAUCUUCUAUUGGGAGGUCUUUGGAUGGCCGAUUUCUUGUUAUCUGUCUUGAAAACUUAAGACCAUAUGGCGGUGAGUUCAUAGCUGACGAACCUCAAAGGAGGCUUAAUAUUUUGAAGCCAAGAUUACCCAAUGGGGAAUCUCCACCUGGUUUUCUUGGCUUUGCUGUGAAUAUGGUCAAUAUAGACAGUGUGAACUUAUAUUGUGCUACAAGCAGUGGUUACGGUCUAAGAGAGACUCUCUUCUAUAACCUGUUUUCACGCUUGCACGUAUAUAGAACAAGAGCAGAUAUGUUACAGGCUCUCCCUUGUAUUAGAGAUGGAGCCAUAUCUUUGGAUGGAGGAAUAAUAAAGCAUAACAAUGUGUUUGCCCUGGGCAAUAGGGAAGUUGAUUUGAAAUUUCCAAAGAGCUUUGCAAAGUCAAAUUUGCCGCAGGACUACUUUGAAAUUGAAAGACAGAUAAAGGAGAUGAAGUGGAAAAAGGAAAGAACUGUAGAAGAUAUGCAGAGAGAACAAGCAUUGCUAGAUCAUGCAAGGUUCAACUUUGGUAUAAAGAAGCAAGAGUAUUUGAAGUUUCUUGCACAAAACUCAUCUUACACAAGACAGCACAGCUUCAAGCAGGAGGGGAGCGCUUGACCCUGAUAUCAUGAUUUGAUGGAAACCCCUUAGAGCUGUUUCGGUAUUGGACAAGAAGCUCUAUCAGUAAAUCAAUAAUAGAAUUACAUAUGCAGUCUCAUGAAUUUCUGAUUCCUUUUUAGGUCAAUUUCAGGCAUGUAACAAACUUAGAUACACAAUUUGUUAGUCAAAGGGACAAUUACGAGAAGAGGUCCAAGGACCGUCCUUUCUUGUCUCUCAUGUUUGAACUUGUACCAAGUUGUAGAAUGUGUUGUUAACUGUACAUCUUGUGGUAGUAUUACAGAUUUCAGUUACAACUGAAGCUGGAAAUGGAUUUUGAUCCAACAAACAAAAUUUUCAACUAGUGCGCCUUGAAAUUUUUGAAA
This is a messenger RNA of Nicotiana tabacum (common tobacco), 1744 nucleotides long. Its product is annotated as protein DEFECTIVE IN MERISTEM SILENCING 3-like. Lineage: Eukaryota; Viridiplantae; Streptophyta; Magnoliopsida; Solanales; Solanaceae. The record is from RefSeq and is a predicted model, not a curated record.